AUGGAUCAGGAGUACAAGCAGCGGAAUGCCCACUAUGAAACCGAGGUGCACUUCCAGAAGUGCUAUGGCGUGAUGGGCGAGCUGUCCGAAGCUCACAACUACCUGAGGGACUUGGUGCCAGAGAAAGGCUUCAAGUUUCUCGACUUGGGCUGCGCUCCCGGUGGGUUCAGCUCCUACCUCCUGGAAGAUCCCAGGUGUCGCAUGGGGUUUGGCGUGACCCUCCCGUCAACAGUUGGAGGGUUUCCUAUGCGCUUGCGAUCGCCCAAUUUUCUUUUGCAGCAAGGAGAUCUCUUCGAGCUCGGGCCGGCAGAUCUCAUCGCCAAGGAGGUUCACAUUUGUAUUUGUGAUGCCCAGUACAUGCGCAACGAGGUCGCCUGGGAUGAGAGGUACACAGGGGUCCGUUGCCGAAGUAAGCAGCAUGGCGUCUGGGCACUGCUGGUGAAGCAGUUCUGGCUCGGACUGCUUUUGGCGGGCGGCAUGCUGAUUUUCCGCUUCGGCUGGCGAGAUGGACCUCCGGAGGAAACUUGGGACAAGUGCACGUUGCGGCUCUUCGCCUUGCUUCACGACCUCUUUAAACAGGUCAAAGAUGUGAAGUCUGAUUACUUCAAUGCGCUCCAGAGCUCUUUCUACGUCUGCUGUUCGGGCUUCGACAGGAGACGCUUCGAAGAGCGCGAGGUAGCCAAGUUGCUCGGCAACAAUUUCAAUUACCUCGUCACGACGAGGAUCAGCGAUGCCAACCAGCUGGAGAUACUGCAGCAAGUCGACAGCAUCCGAACGAAGGAGGUUGACGACACAAUCACCAGCAUGCUCGAUCGGAUAGAAAAGCUUCGGAUCAUCCACGAGCAAAGCCGACGAUGGCACCAGCGGCUCGAAGAUAGGUCUGAUGACCCCAGGGCCGUUGUGAUGGUUUCACCUGUGCCGGCCAUCAUGAAAGAAGAUGAGCUGGUCACAAUUUUUUCAGUGUACGGGCGAGUCAAGCGUGUUGACAUCGAACGGGCAGAGCAGAAG
Symbiodinium pilosum is the source of this 1008-nucleotide messenger RNA. Lineage: Eukaryota; Dinophyceae; Suessiales; Symbiodiniaceae. The record is from the annotation of a GenBank genome assembly.